Molecule: messenger RNA, 291 nt
Organism: Anisakis simplex (herring worm)
Lineage: Eukaryota; Metazoa; Nematoda; Chromadorea; Rhabditida; Anisakidae
Source: the annotation of a GenBank genome assembly
AUGCGUAAGAUUGCAUCAAAGUAUGUACUGAAUCCGGUUGAUUGCAUUCUACCGAAAGGAAUGUUUUAUCCAUCACAUGUUCUGGAUUGCCUCUGCAAUAAAUUUAUUCCAGAUAAGGUUGCGUUAAUUGUGUUCGUAACCGCUUCUGAGACAUACGAUGAGACCACAUCGGCAGCUCAAUACUUCCUUCAUAUGGCCUCGCAAACGGGCAUUCCGAUUAUCGCAUGGAACGCUGAUAAUGCUGGAUUUACAUUCGAUGAGGUGAAUUCGCUUGAAAAACAAAUAAAAUGA